GUUUUUUCUUAAAGCAAAUUUUAAUAUAUGGCUCGUGCUACCAAUCUUCAAUUCCUUCGUCUCUCUCGUAAUCGUCGUUUAUCACUAUGUCUGGCCGGAAGGGAAAGCUUUACUUGUCAAACGUAGAUGCUAAAGGAAACGGUUUCAUCGAGAGCAAGCCAAGUUUUGUUGACCUUCCAUUAUGCCUCUUGGAAGUAAUAAUAUCUCAACUUGUCUUAAAAGAUAAUAUUCGCGCCUCCGCUGUCUGCAAAACAUGGCGUGAAGCCGGUCUUUAUGUUCGGUUGGUGGAUAAGCCUCCUUGGCUUAUGUACUUACCUAAACGUGGCAACUUGUUCGAACUCUAUGAUCCUUUGCAACAGAAGAUGUACACACUGAAUCUACCGGAGCUAGCCAAAUCCACGGUGUGUUACUCAAGAGACGGAUGGUUACUUAUGCGCAAAACCGUUUCACACCAACUUUUCUUCUUCAAUCCGUUUACUCGUAAACUCAUAAACUUACCAAAGCUUGAGUUAUCAUAUGAUGCAAUCGCUUUCUCCUGUGCACCCACAUCAGGUACUUGUGUUCUGCUAGCGUAUAAGUAUGUUCGGCAUGGUACGUUUACUACGAGCACUUGCCAUCCCGGAGCAACCGAGUGGAUUACUGAGGAUUUACAGUCCAAUCUUCAGUAUGGUGUUUCACUUAAGCACAACCAUGUUGUCUAUGCAAACCGUCGCUUUUAUUGCCUUGACGAUAAAGGAAGGGAUUAUAUUUCUUUGAACCGUCUUCUCGAGAAUGGAUUUUUAGUUAUACUACUUCACCUCCGUGUCCUUACAUGUCAGGUAGAUUUAGCUAUCGGUGAGAAACCAGUUGUUUAUAAGCUUCCACUAGAGUCUUACAAAUGGAAACAGAUCAAUAGCGCUACGCUUGAUGGCUUAACAAUCUUCACGAGUCUUUAUUCUUCCGAGGUGAGAGUUAACCUCCCAUGGAUGAGGAAUAGUGUUUACUUCCCAAGGCUUCGUUUCAAUUGCAAGCGCUGUGUAUCGUAUUCGUUUGAUGAAGAGAGGUACUAUCCGCGUAAGCAGUGGCAAGAACAGGAGGAUUUGUGUCCUCUUGAGAAUCUUUGGAUUAGACCACCGAAGAAUGCUUUAGGCUACAUGUGA
This is a messenger RNA of Thlaspi arvense, 1139 nucleotides long. Lineage: Eukaryota; Viridiplantae; Streptophyta; Magnoliopsida; Brassicales; Brassicaceae. The record is from the annotation of a GenBank genome assembly.